GGAAGCACCACCUAGUUUUCGCCUGAGUGACGUAAUCGAAGGCGCCGCGUCUCCCUUUGGUUUCCGUCGCUCCUCUUUGGACAUUUGGGAAAACGUGGUGUUUUAUUUUGUUUUCGGCGAGGAAGGAAGUUUAACGAAAACCAGGCGUGUUCCGUCUUCCGGAACACACGCAUUAAUGAGUACCAAUGCAGAAAUACUGAAUGAAAACAAAGCCAUGACAAUCAAUACAAGCACAGGACCAAUAGAAACUUCUGUCAAGCAUUUUCCUUUUAAAGCUCCAAGAUUUAUUCACUCUGGCACUGGUGGAGCAGCAGCUGGCAAGAAGAACAGAACGUGGAAGAAUCUGAAACAAAUCCUUUCUUCAGAAAGAACACUGCCAUGGCAAUUAAAUGAUCCAAGCUACUUCAGUAUUGAUGCUCUUACUUCAUUUAAACCAGUCAAAAAAUAUUCUGAUAUUUCAGGACUGCCUGCAAACUAUACUGACCCUCAGAGCAAACUGAGAUUUAGUACAACUGAGGAAUUUGCCUAUAUCCGAAUGCUUCCUUCAGAUGUUAUUUUGGGUUACCUUACACUAAGGAAAGCAACAAAUGUUGUUCCCUGAGAAACAAAAACAAAGCCAUCAUCAUCUUUUUUAAAAAUGUAGGAUGUAUUGUAUUGAAUGCACAGAAUGUAUACUAUCAAAUGAUAAAUGUUUUCAAUUCAAUUAAAGUAUUAUUAUUGA
Messenger RNA from Pantherophis guttatus, 721 nucleotides. It is a transcript of the gene INO80C, whose product is annotated as INO80 complex subunit C. NCBI's taxonomy places the organism in Eukaryota, Metazoa, Chordata, Lepidosauria, Squamata, Colubridae. Gene Ontology annotation, biological process: chromatin remodeling. Gene Ontology annotation, cellular component: Ino80 complex. The record is from RefSeq and is a predicted model, not a curated record.